Molecule: messenger RNA, 1064 nt
Organism: Xylaria bambusicola
Lineage: Eukaryota; Fungi; Ascomycota; Sordariomycetes; Xylariales; Xylariaceae
Product: GPI-GlcNAc transferase complex, PIG-H component-domain-containing protein
Exons: 2
Coding region: 256-936 (226 amino acids)
Biological process (GO): GPI anchor biosynthetic process
Cellular component (GO): glycosylphosphatidylinositol-N-acetylglucosaminyltransferase (GPI-GnT) complex
Source: RefSeq, a predicted model, not a curated record
UGAUACUUCAGCAUUGCGCAUCGAGAAAGUACAAACAGGUAGUUGGAUCUCAGAGAUCUUUUAUUCAUUUAUUCAGGCUAAGACUCCCACUCAAUCGUGUCGAACUCCGGAGUAAUCAUCAGUAUCUCCCCCUCCUACUUCGAAACAUACAUUAUAACUGAGCGUCCAAACCGAAUAUCAACCAAUUGCCCUCCACUCCUUUUCCCGACUUCACCCUAGCUAUAGGCUAGCUAGCUACCAAAUCACGAAAAAACCAUGCUAACGACAACGCCAUACCUCCGCAUCCGGCGCCCCUCGCCCACAGCCGCCGAAUUCACCGUGUCGACCCUAGCCCCUCCAACCCUGACCCUGCGCCUGACUCUCUACGCCAUCUACGUUCUCCGCGGCCUUUUAAGCGGAGCCAUCCUGCUCUUCCUCUACGCGCUCUGGACACAAGGUCCCUACGGCUCAUUCCCAUCCUCUUCCUCCUCGCAAAUCCUUUCCCCGACCCGCCUUCUCGGCAUGCUCCUCGCCUCUCGCCCCGGGGUAUCAGCGACACGCCUCGCGGCGCAGACGGACCCGCGCCUCGCCGUCCCCGUAUGCGCAGUGGCGCUGUACGCCCUGACGACGCGCUUGUAUACCGAGGAGUCGCUGCUCGUGCUCCGCGGCCUGGGCAUACAGACGCGCUCGACGAAGGGGAAUAUCCUCGCCGGCCGCGCCACCACGCGCUUCAUUCCCACGGAGAAGAUACAGGGUGUCCUGGUCAACGAGGCGUUCCUCGGGUUCGAGGUCCGGUCGUAUCUCGCUGUUGUCGUUGACGGCGAGCCUGAUGUCGUGGUUGUCUUUCCGAAGCUUUUGCCGCGGGCGAGGGUUGUAGAGAGGGUUUGGAGGGGUGUUAGGGAGUGCCUUUAUGAGCAGGGCGUGAGGAAUGGGGCCGUUUUGGAUGGGAAGAGUUGAGGUUUGAUGGGCUGUGCUAUACUGUGCUGUGCUAGGUGGUGGAUAACUGGCUAGAUUUUGGCAUCGUGUAUAUACUACGGAUGGCGUUUUCAGCAUAGACUGUUGGCGGUGGACUUGUUUGGUCUUUU